Messenger RNA from Salvia miltiorrhiza (redroot sage), 861 nucleotides. RefSeq lists its product as uncharacterized. The transcript has 5 exons. NCBI's taxonomy places the organism in Eukaryota, Viridiplantae, Streptophyta, Magnoliopsida, Lamiales, Lamiaceae. Bases 304 to 627 code for a protein of 107 amino acids. The record is from RefSeq and is a predicted model, not a curated record. Gene Ontology annotation, biological process: proteolysis. Gene Ontology annotation, molecular function: cysteine-type peptidase activity.
UAACAUUACAACCUCAAUAGUUAUUAAGUUUUAUGAUCAUUGCUAUACUAAUUUUUUUACUUGUAUGAAAUACUCCCUUUGUCCCAGCUGAAAUGUCCUGCUUUCCUUUUUGGGUUGUCCCACUUGAAAUAUCCUGUUUCCUUUUUUGGCAAUACACUCUCUCUCUAUACUUAAUAUUUAAAUAAUUUCCACUAACCCACUUUAUCUACUUUAUACACAUUUCUUAAUCUCCGUGCCGAAAAGAAACAAGACAUUUAAGCUUGGAUACUCACAGUAAUUGUACCACACAAAGGCCACGUGUAUAUGUUCGACUCUCUUUAUAAUAGAAUUCGUAAUGUCCCUUGGAAAGCUGCUGUUGACAAUGCUAUGAGUAUCUACAAUGCAAACAAAGGAAAGAAAUUCAAGAACUCGGCAAAAUGGGAAACUGUAAAGGCUCCUAGGCAACCUGGUGGUACGGAAUGUGGAUUUUUUGUGAUGCGCUAUAUGAAAGAAAUAGUGCAAGGGUUUGAAAAGGACGCCAAUAUUUCUCUGCCAUCAUUGUUUACGAAUGUACAAUAUUCUCAAGUUGAAAUCGAUGAAGUUCGCGAGGAAUGGGCUAAGUGUGUUCUUACACAUGUAUUGGACUGAUCAGGUGGCAAUAACAGUUAGCAGGAAGAUAGGAAGCUAGAUGUGGCAUUUUGGUUGGUGUUUUGUAUGUCUUUUGAAUCUGGAAAAAAUGUAAGAAUUUGGUGAAGCAAGUGUUGAACACCAUUUUUCUGUUAAUAUUGUUUGGAUGUAAAUUACAUGACUACUUUAGGUACUUUGAAGCUACAAUGUAUGGAAGUUUAAGUUAUGUUAUAUAAUAUGUUUUGGAUUGUAUUA